Xyrichtys novacula (pearly razorfish) is the source of this 784-nucleotide messenger RNA. NCBI's taxonomy places the organism in Eukaryota, Metazoa, Chordata, Actinopteri, Labriformes, Labridae. The record is from the annotation of a GenBank genome assembly.
AUGGGUUUUUACGUCUACUUGGACUUUGUUGACCAUGAAAUCCUUCACCUAUUUGUAAAACUGGGUGACAGUGGAGUAUCAACACCUGCCCAAAAUACCUCUCCGUUGAUUGCCCUGCACGGUUGUAAACAAAACAUGUCUGCUGCCAGCAUCCAAAGCUUCAGCUCACUUCCUGAACAUAUGCAAGACUUCCUGUACUAUCAACACUGUCGACAUUUUCCCUUGCUCCUGGACCUUCCAAACAAAUGUGGAGGAGCUGAUCGAUCCUCUGAAGUCUUCCUGCUGCUGGUCAUCAAAAGCGGCCCAGAAAACCACGAACACCGAGAAAUGCUUCGUAAGACCUGGGCCAAAGAGAGGUUACAGAGUGGAGUGUGGAUCAGACUGAUUUUCCUUGUUGGAACAACAGGCUCUGGUUUUGAGAGGAAAAGACUGAACAAAGUUGUUGAGCUGGAGCACAGUCAGUACAAAGACAUACUUCAAUGGGACUUUACCGACACAUUCUGCAACCUCACCUUGAAGCAGGUAAUCUUUCUGGAGUGGUUUGAAAGAAACUGUCCAAAGGCACGCUUCCUGUUAGAUGGUGACGAUGAUGUUUUUGUGAACACAAAUAAUGUGGUCAAGUAUCUCCAAAGCCUUAAGGACAAGGAUGGAAGCAAGCACCUCUUUGCUGGCCGUCAGGUAUGGGGUGGGCCUGUUAGAGAGUCAUGGAGCAAGUAUUUUGUUCCAGUUCAGUUGUAUGAGUCAAACAUGUACCCCCCCUAUUGUAGUGGUGGGGGCUUCAUAA